UAUUAUCUUUUUUGUCGUUCUCGCUAUGUUACGUACGGCUAUGUUUCGACUAUCUGAAAAUGAUCCUACAUCUAUAUGGACUCAUUAAUAAUGCACUGUGUCCGGCAAAUGGUAAUUUUCUUUUUAACAGCGACAAAACAAUUUUUAGCGACGCAAAAAAAUGUUGACAAGCUGCAGGCGUUUCCACGCGUUCUUUUGAAAUUUUUAACUUAGUUCGGCACAUUUUGUACCAUUACGAUCUCGUGGGCGUGAGAAAUUUUUUUCCCACAUGCACGCGAUUACAACUCUUCAUUUUAAAUUUUCAGCGGCAGAGGAAAAAAAGAAAAUGAGAGUCGAUGAACUUCGAAUAGUCUCGUUUAUGUGCGCUUGCUAUUAUAGUUUAUUCAUCGAAUCCUUUUGUCAGAUGAAUACGUUCGCACACGAGACGAUAAUAGAGCAUAUGUUCUUCCUCUGGUUGCUGCAAUAUUUACGACGGUGCAAUGUACCUUUCACGUUUCAAGAAUUUCGUCGGAGGCAUGCGUGAUAAUGAUGUUUCGAAAGUGGGGAUGAUAUCGCAUCGGGACCGUGGACAGACCAGUGCCCCUUCAGCCAAAUGCCAUGGACUGUCCAAACAAAUAUAAUGGUCAUAACAUUCACGGAGGGAGAAAUGUUGAUAUUCGAGUAAAAGAUAUUAUUAUACAUCAAGAUUUCAUUAACCGAUCACAAAUAGAUAUAGAAUGGGCAAUCCGUCUGAAUCGCUGCAUAUUGAGAAUCGUCGGUCUUUGGCCGCAGGACAGCAACAACUCACGUGAAACGUUAUUACCAAAACUUCGGUUGCUAUUCAAUGUCAUCACGUUGAUUUUCGUACUGACAAUACCGGCUGUAAUGUCACUGAUAAGGGUAUGGGGCGACAUGAUACUGAUGAUAGAUAAUUUGCAAUAUACUCUACCUUUGUUGAUUACGGUAUUGAAAGUCUCUAUCAUGUGGUGUAAAAAAAAAGCUUUAUCGUCGCUAAUCGACAUGAUCGUGAGGGACUGGAUGAGAGUGAAGGUGAAAGAAGAGCGAAAAAUCAUGUUAAAACGUGCCAGAAACACUCGCGUGCUCGCCUUAUGCGGAGGAGUGAUGAUACUUUUCACAUUGCUGAUCACGAUCCCAGCUUUCUUCGGAUUGACAGUCAGGCAUGUGACAAAUCUUACUAAUCCUGGCAAGCCCUUGCUAAUCCAAGCCUACUACUUGCAUGAUGUAUCCAAGAGCCCGCAAUUCGAGCUGACGUUUUUGGUACAAGCAAUCGCGCUGACCUUAUCCGGUCUCUCUUACACCGGAAUCGACAACUUUCUCGGACUACUGAUCUUACAUAUAUGUGGCCAAAUGGAGAAUCUGCAUCUGCGAUUACUGAAUUUAGGAAAUAAUCCGAAUUUCAAAGCAGCUUUAAAGUUUAACGUCAAAGAUCACAUCCGCUUGAUCAGAUCUAUCGAAGUCGUCGAUAACACAUUCGAUUUAAUGCUGCUUGGUCUGUUAUUCCUCUUUGGCAUACUGUUUUGCCUUCACGGAUUUUUAAUAAUUAACGUUGUUAAUCAGGGGGGUCACUUGUCAUUUAUGCAAUUGACUUCAUAUAUCUUAGCUAGUGUAUGUGUUUUAAUGCACAUGUGUCUUUACUGUGCGGUCGGCGAAUUUCUCGUGACUCAAUCUGAAAAGAUACAUUGUGCCACGUAUGAAUAUAUAUGGUAUAAUCUGGAAGCAAAGGCAGCAAGAAAUAUGUUAAUCAUGCUCCGUGCAAAGAAACCGCUCCACAUUACAGCAGGGAAAAUUUUUCCGAUGACGAUGAUUACAUUUUGCAACUUACUUAAAACAUCAGCAGGCUAUGUAUCCGUGUUACUUGCUAAUCGAGAUUAA
Messenger RNA from Formica exsecta, 1872 nucleotides. Its product is annotated as odorant receptor Or2-like. The coding region runs from base 598 to 1872 and encodes 424 amino acids. NCBI's taxonomy places the organism in Eukaryota, Metazoa, Arthropoda, Insecta, Hymenoptera, Formicidae. Gene Ontology annotation, cellular component: plasma membrane. The transcript has 7 exons. Gene Ontology annotation, biological process: detection of chemical stimulus involved in sensory perception of smell; sensory perception of smell. Gene Ontology annotation, molecular function: olfactory receptor activity; odorant binding. The record is from RefSeq and is a predicted model, not a curated record.